Molecule: messenger RNA, 4228 nt
Organism: Dama dama (fallow deer)
Lineage: Eukaryota; Metazoa; Chordata; Mammalia; Artiodactyla; Cervidae
Gene: FFAR4
Product: free fatty acid receptor 4
Exons: 3
Coding region: 163-1248 (361 amino acids)
Biological process (GO): G protein-coupled receptor signaling pathway
Cellular component (GO): membrane
Molecular function (GO): G protein-coupled receptor activity; peptide binding
Source: RefSeq, a predicted model, not a curated record
CCCAGGCUCAGCUCGCAACGCCCAGCUCCGGCGCUGCUCAGGCGGGAGGGGGCCAGCGGGGAGAUGUCGCAACUCUCUCCCUCCCUCUUUCCCCGCCUUGGCAUUCAGUCACCUCCCAGAUGAGCCCGCUCGCAGAAGGCUGCGGGCCGCGGGGUGCCCGGCAUGUCCCCUGAGUGCGCGCAGGCGGCGGGCACUGCGCCCGUGCGCAGCCUGGAGCGGGCCAACCGCACCCGUUUCCCGUUCUUCUCCGAUGUCAAGGGCGACCACCGGCUAGUGCUGAACGCCGUGGAGACCGUGGUGCUGGCACUCAUCUUUGUGGUGUCGCUGCUGGGCAACGUGUGCGCCUUGGUGCUGGUAGCGCGCCGACGGCGCCGCGGCACCACCGCCAGCCUGGUGCUCAAUCUUUUCUGCGCGGACCUGCUCUUCACCAGCUCCAUCCCGCUCGUGCUGGUCGUGCGCUGGACGGAGGCCUGGCUCCUGGGCCCGGCUGCCUGCCACCUGCUCUUUUACAUGAUGACCCUGAGCGGCAGCGUCACCAUCUUCACGCUGGCGGCAGUCAGCUUGGAGCGCGUGGUGUGCAUCCUGCGCGUGCAGCGCGGCGCGCGGGGCCCGGGGUGGCGGGCGCGGGCCGCGCUGCUCGCUUUGAUCUGGGGCUACUCGGCGAUCGCGGCGCUGCCCCUCUGCAUCUUCUUCCGCGUCCUCCCGCAGCGGUUACCCGGCGCUGACCAGGAAAUUCCGAUUUGCACACUGGUUUGGCCCAGUAUUGGCGGAGAAAUCACCUGGGAUGUGUCAUUUGCUAUUUUCAACUUCUUGGUACCAGGACUGCUUAUUGUGAUCAGUUACUCCAAAAUUUUACAGAUCACGAAGGCAUCCAGGAAGAGGCUAACGAUGAGCCUGGCCUACUCAGAGAGCCACCAGCUGCGCGUGUCCCAGCAGGACGUCCGGCUCUUCCGCACCCUCUUCCUGCUCAUGAUAUCCUUCUUCAUCAUGUGGAGCCCUAUCAUCAUCACCAUCCUCCUCAUCCUGAUCCAGAACUUCAAGCAGAACCUGGUCAUCUGGCCGUCCCUCUUCUUCUGGGUGAUGGCCUUCACCUUUGCCAACGCGGCCGUCAACCCCAUUCUCUACAACAUGUCCCUGUUUAGGAACGAGUGGAGGAGGUUUUUCCACUGCUGCUUCUUGUCGGAAAAGGGAGCCAUGUUGACAGACACGUCUGUCAGGAGAAAUGAUCUGUCUGUUAUUUCCAGCUAGUUCGUUUUUCUCUACAGGCAUCUAUGUGUUCCCCCUCUGGCCAGCCAUGGUGUGUUUUCAAAGGGAGAUCGUUUCCAUGACCCUCGGCACCAGGGUACCUGCUCUCAGAAAAUGUAACCUAUGCCCAUUUUCAGCACUGGUAAAUUAAGAGGUGAUCAUUCAGUAUAACAGUUUUAUCCUGUAUAGAAGGAUUUGCUGUGGGUUCCUUUUCAAUGUGAACUUCGGUGUGGAAUAUAAUUAAUUGUACUAAUUUUUGUUUGUGACUAUUCAGCAAUCUCAUCUCCUAUAUGUAAAGCCGCGCUAUGCAGGUUUCUGAAGUGAGGCUUGGAUUCAUGACUCAGUCUUCCCCUCCAAAGAGUCACAGCCACCCUCGCUCCCCACCCUGGACUUGCAAGGCCGCAGGGUCAUUCAUCAGUGUGAAGAGUGCUUGAGGAAUUUCCAAGGAACAAGAAAUUAAUUUCCGAGGACUUAAAGGUGACUUUGUUCAUCACUGAUAAUAGGAGAAGCUUUGUCAUAAAGUCACAGAGGAGGUCGGAUGACCUCAAACAUUCGAAAGUCAGAGCAGGAGUGACUCCCUUCCUUGAUCCACCUGUCAGAUGCCUCUUAAGCACGUGCUGAGGCUUAAGCCUGACCAAUGACGUGGUCAGUGUUCUUGGUGGUGGGAAUACAGCAGUGAACCAGACAUCCACGGACCGUGUCCUCAGGGAGCUCACUUACCUUCCAGACGGGGCAGAGAAACACCAAACAUGUCAAUAGAUCAUAUAGUAUUUCAGAGUGAAUUAACAUUGUGAAGAAAAUGGGACAGUGAUGACAAUUUAGAUGGAGUGUUGAAGGGCCUGGGAAGACCUUUCUGAGGGGUGAUAUUUGAGCCAAAAGGGCAAACCACAAGAAGGAACCAGUCAUGUGAGUCCGGGGAAUGAGGCUUUGCAGAUGGAGCAGACCCUGGUGCUGGUGCUAAGAGGCUUGUGUGCUUGUGGGACAGAAAGACCAGUGUGAACAAAGCGAACUAUUGGCUGAGCCUCCUCUAGGCCAGGCCCUGUCCUUGAAACCAGAACAGAGGGAUGCUCUGCUGGAGGCCAUCAAUGGAGAAGAGAAGGGUUACAGAGCUGGCUUAUACCGGGCUAGGGAGGUUACCAUCGGAAUUUGUUCUGUGUUCAGUGGGCAGCCACUGGAGAUUUGCAUUUGGAUGCGGAUAUGACCUGCUAUUUGUUUUUAAAUAUUACUGUGGUUGCCCUGUUCAGGAACUGCUUUGUGGAGCAAGAAUGAAAAUGGACACCUAUUAGGCAGCUGCCAAAGUAAAGAAGGAAGAUGGGGAAGUUGGAGGCGGAUGACAUCGCUGUUGUUGUUUAGUCAUGUUCAACUCUGCACGACCCCAUGGACUACAGCACACCAGGCUACCCUGUCCCUCACCAUCUUCCAGACAUCAGUGGGGGAUUGUGAGAAAUGAUCUUGGGCAUACUUUGGGAAGGCAGAGCAAACAUGAUUUAUUGAUUGACAAGAUACAGAAUGUGAGGGAAAGAGAGGAUUCAGCAGAGACUCCUGACAGCCAUAGGAUGGAAGGCAGGCAGCAAAAAGGAGAAGGCUAGGAGGAUGAGAGGUAGAAGAACCAAGAGUUUCAUUUGGGGCAUCUGCAUGUGAAACCCCAGUGAGAACCAAAUGGAGAGCCGGUAGGUGGAUGCAGGGCUGUGGGAUACAGGCCCGAAGAGCAGUGUUGGGAGUCAUCAGACAGUGUUUGCAGAUCUAUGGUUUUAUGAAAUAAAGAGAGAAGAAACCAUAGCCAGAGAGAACCCAGGGACACGCCAGCACCUGGAAGCUGGGAGAAUGGCUGGAACAGUAGCUCAGGGCCUGGUGCAUAGUACGAGCGCAACCAAUCUUUGCACCGAGGAAGUUGGAGCCAGUAGCUGUCUCUGUUGGUGGAAUUUCUUGAGCAGCUCACUUUCGAAGUAAGAUUUAUCACAGGCUUGAGGACAAGAGGACAGGGAUCCUUUGUUCAUCUUUAGUUAAUAAAUUUGGUCAAUUAAAGUUGCCUUUUGAAGCGAUGUGCGACUGUCUUACAGAUCUCUGGGGUGACAGCCACUGCUGAAGAGUCUAGCUCUGGCAGCCCCUUUCUGAUGAAUGACAGGCAGAGCUCUCCUGUGUGUGUUCCCCCGCCUCCUCCCCCUUUGGUGGAAGAACAAAGAACAGUGAUUCAGGGCCCUGGGAACCUCAUGGCCCCUUGAUAUGGCAGCACCCCGGCAGAGGUCUCUGCACACACGGGAGGUUCCCUGCCUCCGGACACACCUCAUCAACGUCAGCCUGGCACCCGCCAGUGUUUGCACAGCUCCUAAGUGCUCUAACUGAACCCUCACUGCAGCCCAGCAGGUGGACACUGCUUCCCCAUAUUUCACAAGAGGAGAGUGAGGCUCAGAGAAAUCAUACAAUCAGCCCCCAGUCAUACAGCUAAUUAUAGCUGAGCUGCAUUUUGAUGCAAAACCAAGACUCUGGUACCAAAGCCUUGAUGCCUUUUCAAGAUGAUAAAAGGCUCCUAGGAGCUCCUGGGAAAUUGAGGCAUACGACUUUGCACGCAGUUAUAUUAUAAAUUAGUGUUUACAAGUGCUGCUGAUGGUAUAAGACACUGGUGUACUUCGCCAGGCCUGGCUACUUCCACCCCCAUCACCCGGACACUCCAGGUAGGGGGUGCCAUGAUCUUCCAACACACCUGGUUUCAGAGUCCCAUCUCUUAAUUCCCCCAGGGAAGCAGGUGCUGGACAGUAAGGCCUGGGGACCUUUCCUAGAGCUCCCCCAGACCCAGGCCUCUCAGAUCAGCUGAGGCUGAGCCACCAUCCACCCACUUCACGGGCCUUGGGCUGACUGAGGCUGGGGCUGCUGGCCUGGCCCACAUUCACCUCUUUAGGCCUCAAUCAUCAACGCUGUCCUGGGUUAAUGGGGAAAUCCCUUUUUCAGGAAGUUGAGUGAAGACAUAGUCAUUAAUAAUGGAGAU